This is a messenger RNA of Caenorhabditis sp. 36 PRJEB53466, 1407 nucleotides long. The record is from the annotation of a GenBank genome assembly. NCBI's taxonomy places the organism in Eukaryota, Metazoa, Nematoda, Chromadorea, Rhabditida, Rhabditidae.
AUGGUUCUCCUUGGACGCGGGCUCCUUUCCGUCGGCCGAACGGCUCUCCGUCGCCACGCAAUCGUCCGCCAUCUCCAGUACGACGCGUUCGUCGACCGACACAUCGGGCCGAAGCGAAUCGAACAGCAGCAGAUGCUCGACUUCAUCGGAUACAAAGUUUGUUCGGAAAGCGACGACAUAGUUGAGAUUAAGUAGUUUUGUAGGAUCUGGAUGAUCUGACGGGCACCAACGUGCCCAACAUGAUCAAAAUCGAGAAAGCUCUGGAACUGCCGGCGCCUUUGGAUGAGUACAAAAUGCUGAAAGAGCUGGAGGCGAUCGCCGCACAGAACAAGAUCUACAGAUCGUACAUCGGAAUGGGAUACUACGACACGAUCGUGCCGGCCGUAAUCUCUCGAAACAUCCUUCAGAACAUCGGCUGGAUCUCCCAGUACACCCCGUACCAGGCGGAGAUCUCACAGGGACGCCUCGAAUCCCUUCUCAAUUUCCAGACUAUGGUUCGUGUUCUCAAAGAGAUUGAUUUAUUGGAAAUGUUUCAGAUUGCUGAGAUCACCGGCCUUCCGACCACCAAUGCUUCCCUUCUGGACGAAGCGACCGCUUCCGCUGAAGCCGUCGCAUUGGCCGCGAGAACGACGAAAAGGAACAAAGUGGUGGUGGACUCGUUCUGCCACCCUCAGAACUUGGACGUCAUCAGGACUCGCAGCGGCCUCUCGGAAUCGACAUUGAACUUUGCGACUCUAUCGAAGGAUUCGAAUUCGACGACAAAGUCGCUGCUGUGGUCGUGCAGUACCCGAACACCGAGGGAAGAAUCCAUCAGUUCGACGAGCUGAUUGAGAAGGCGCACAAGAACAAGUCGCUCGUCAUUAUGGUCUGUGAUCUGCUGUCUCUGACGAUCCUCCGAUCGCCCGGAGACCUCGGAGCCGACAUCGCUGUCGGAUCGGCGCAAAGGUUCGGAGUUCCACUCGGAUACGGAGGACCUCACGCUGGAUUCAUGGCUGUCGGAAAGAGCGAUUCGAAGAACGCGCUCGGAAGAAACAUGCCGGGAAGAAUCAUCGGAGUGACCAAGUGAGUCUGCCACGUGUCUUCUCUCCAAGCUAAUUUCUUUCAGGGACGCAAACGGCAACAGAGCUCUUCGUUUGGCUCUCCAGACCCGCGAGCAGCACAUCCGUCGUGAUAAGGCCACGAGCAACAUCUGCACGGCUCAGGCCCUUCUCGCCAACAUGUCUGCCAUGUACGCAGUCUACCACGGACCACAGAGACUGACGGAAAUCGCGAGAGGAGUGCACAAAUCGACGGCUUACCUGGCAACGCGUGAGUGUCUCAUUCCGACUCUUCAACCUCCUACUCCUUCCUUCAGAUCUUCGAAAUUCCGGACACGAAAUCGUCCACAAGGAUUAUUUGACACUUUGA